Molecule: messenger RNA, 1826 nt
Organism: Ochotona curzoniae (black-lipped pika)
Lineage: Eukaryota; Metazoa; Chordata; Mammalia; Lagomorpha; Ochotonidae
Product: protein fosB-like
Exons: 4
Coding region: 523-1536 (337 amino acids)
Biological process (GO): regulation of transcription by RNA polymerase II
Cellular component (GO): nucleus
Molecular function (GO): RNA polymerase II cis-regulatory region sequence-specific DNA binding; DNA-binding transcription factor activity, RNA polymerase II-specific
Source: RefSeq, a predicted model, not a curated record
ACACCUCGGACGGGCUGCUUGCAGAGGGACGGGCGCCGGCGAGACUGGCCUGAGUUUUGGUUUUUAUUUUGUUUUUCCGCUUUGUUGUUGUUGUGAUUGUUAUUCUCGCGGAGAAAGUUUGGCGAAGGAUUCUUCUCGACAUUUCUUCCUCGUUCUUUCGGAGCACCGACUGACUUUCUUCAGACACUCCACGCCCCGCGUGGACCUUCCACCGCCCCGCGUGGACCUUCCACCGCCUGGACGCACGGACUCUUCCCCAGCCGGGGGCGGGGGACAGCAACCUUCCGGCGCUUCUGGACCUGCAGCCCGGAGGGGGCACCUCGCGUCCCCCCCGCCGCCCAGAGGAGGACUGUCCGGCCACUCUGCUUGGCUCGUGGCUCCGGACCGAUCGGCGGACGGGCGCGGCCCCCGUGCAGCCCCCUGCGCCCCCGGACUCGCAGCGAGCUAGCCCCCCACCCGGCCAGAGCCUUGGCUUCCCGGCGACCUCAGCGUGGUCACAGGGGCCCCCCUGUGCCCAGGGAAAUGUUUCAAGCUUUCCCCGGAGACUACGACUCCGGCUCCCGCUGCAGCUCCUCGCCCUCCGCCGAGUCCCAGUACCUGUCUUCGGUGGACUCCUUCGGCAGCCCGUCCACCGCCGCCGCCUCCCAGGAGUGCGCCGGCCUCGGGGACAUGCCUGGUUCGUUCGUGCCCACGGUCACAGCCAUCACCACCAGCCAGGACCUCCAGUGGCUCGUCCAGCCCACCCUCAUCUCGUCCAUGGCCCAGUCUCAGGGCCAGCCCCUGGCCUCGCAGCCCCCAGCUGUCGACCCCUACGACCUGCCGGGCACCAGCUACUCCACGCCGGGUCUGAGUGGCUACAGCAGCGGUGGAACCAGUGGUGGCGGUGGCCCUUCAACCAGUGGGACCAGUGGUCCCGGGCCUACUCGGCCAACCCGAGCUCGGCCCAGGAGACCCCGAGAAGAGACGCUCACUCCCGAGGAAGAGGAGAAACGAAGGGUUCGCAGGGAGCGGAACAAGCUGGCGGCUGCCAAGUGCCGGAACCGUCGGAGGGAGCUGACUGACCGGCUGCAAGCGGAGACGGAUCAGCUGGAGGAAGAAAAGGCAGAACUGGAGUCAGAGAUCGCCGAGCUCCAAAAGGAGAAAGAGCGCCUGGAGUUUGUGCUGGUGGCCCACAAACCGGGCUGCAAGAUCCCCUUCGAUGAGGGGCCCGGGCCGGGCCCGCUGGCGGAGGUGAGAGACGGGCCGGGGCCAGCGCCCGCUAAGGAAGAUGGUUACAGCUGGCUGCUGCCGCCCCCGCCACCACCGCCCCUGCCCUUCGAGACCGGCCAGGACGCGCCCCCCAACCUGACGGCUUCUCUCUUUACACACAGUGAAGUUCACGUCCUCGGCGACCCCUUCCCCGUUGUUCCCCCUUCGUACACUUCCUCGUUUGUUCUCACCUGCCCGGAGGUCUCCGCGUUCGCCGGCGCCCAUCGCCCCAGCGGCAGCGACCAGCCUUGCGACCCCCUCGGCUCGCCCUCCCUGCUCGCUCUGUGAACUCUUUAGACACAAAGCAAACCCGCCAGGCAGAGGGACUUGGAAGAAGACAGAAAGAGUUGGGAGGGGAGAUGUGCUGGGGGCAUGGCCAGCUGGACCCUUGGCCGCAGUCGCCCACCCCGGAGGACCGCCCUAUUGACUGUGCUGCCUCUGAUGGCUGCACGUGCUUGCACACAGGACUUGACCUGAGAGCCGGUGACUCUGGGGACAGGGACUGGGGAGGGUGUGGAUGGUUGUGGGGUGCCUUGUGUGGCCCCCUACCGCUGGUUCCCACCCAUCGCUGUGGCUGC